AUGGAAGAGGAUGGCAACAGAAAAAUCACCCCCAUUGCUAUCAGUCAUGUAUUUGUGGAGUGCUACUCCAAGUUGUAUAACCUAAAAACUACCAGCAAUGCACACUCAGCUAGCAUAGAUAAAAUAGAUAGAUACUUGAGAUUGGCUAACCUCCCCCAGAUCAACCAGACUCAAGCAGCUGAACUGCUCAAGCCUAUAGAACUACAAGAAGUGCUGAAAGUGAUAGCAGGAUUGUCAGGGGGCAAAGUGACUGGCCUUACUAAUGCCUAUUACAAGCUAUAUGCCAUGGAGCUAGCUCCGCACCUCCUGAAGGUGUACCACUCAGCCUCUGAAUUGGGGAAGUUAUAG
This is a messenger RNA of Pelobates cultripes (western spadefoot toad), 348 nucleotides long. The record is from the annotation of a GenBank genome assembly. Lineage: Eukaryota; Metazoa; Chordata; Amphibia; Anura; Pelobatidae.